UUGUGAGUCUUGAUUGUGAUCUUGAAUAUUUUUUUAGUAUAUUCGCUCAGAGUAAAAUUGGACUUCAAUUAUUUUACAAUGGACAGUCAAAGAAUAAGAAGUGGUACGCCCAACCGUCAAAAAACCGAUGAAAAAGCUGCUGCACUCGAUUCAUUACAAGAGAUGUUCAGUGGCUCACUAGAGCCUUCAGUUGUCAACUUAAUUCUGUCGGAAAGUGAUUACAAUGUUGACGAUGCUAUUGAAAAGCUAUUCACUCUAGCAAAUACCAAUCCUGUAACGCAGAGUAAACUAGAUGCACACAGAUCAUCAACCACUGAUAAUGAAUGCAUACCAAGAGAUGGUAAUACAAGGAGUGGACGUCCUACUGAUACUAAAAUGGUAUUAUAUGAUUCUAUCGACGAUAUUGGUUUGGACCAAGGAAAAGAAUUCCACGGGUCAUUUAAUCCAAAAGGACAUGUCCAAACUGGAGUUUCACAUGUUGGUAAAAGGCUUGUUGAUUCAGGUGAUACUCUAGUAAAUUCUUGCAUCAGCUCUAGUUCUGAAACACAAAAUCACGGCAGAAAAAGAAAAGAGGAUGUAAAUGAGUCAGAACUUUCAGAGCCCUUCAAACAGUUCAUGAAGAAUUUUAUGUCUGCAAACUCAAAUUCAAAUGAAUGGAGUUCCACCAAAAGUGUAAAUCAAAUAGAGCACAGCAGUCAUUCAAAUACUGGAUUUAAUGAAAUGGAUUCAAAAAUGCCACAAGAAGAAAGUAAUGGGUCUAAUUUAAAAAGAACGUCACAAAGAAAUAGUGCUAAAAGUUUGAAUGAUAUAAGUAAAACUAGUAAUUCAGCAAUGAGCUCAGGAGAAAAGAUGAAAAAUGAAUGUUCAACAACUCUUCCAUCAUGGCCUGAUACAAAACAACUAGAGCAUCAUUUUCAAAAUGAGCAUCAUCAGCCCCAGUUAUGCACAAACGUUUCACACAAUUUCAAUGGUAUACCACAAGCUCCUGUGCAAUGUCAUCCCCAAAACAUAAGCUUUGUACCAAAUAGUAAUUUCAGACCGCAUUAUCAGCAGUUCCAGCCAAGAACAGGAUAUUUCAGUGCACCCUUUGUAAACCAAGCAUUUCAUAUACCUAGAUUAAGAUACCAGGUACCAAGGCAACCAGUCAGACAUUCUGGUCCAGGAAACUAUGUGAGACAUCGACCAGGCUAUGCUUCACCACAAUUCAGGAAUACUGCAUUCAUGUUACCUAGUGGAAAAGUGAUAGUAAUUAUGCGUGGUUUACCAGGAAGUGGCAAGUCUUCUUUUGCCAGGGCUAUCAAAGGAAAUGGUGUGAUAUAUUCUACAGAUGAUUAUUUCAUGCGCAAUGGACAAUAUCAGUUUGAUAUUGCUUAUUUAGGUGAAGCUCAUGAGUGGAACCAAAUACGAGCAAGAGAAGCUAUGAAAAGUGGGAUAUCACCUGUCAUCAUUGAUAAUACCAAUAUACAGGCUUGGCAGAUGAAACCUUAUGUAUCUAUGGCACAACGACUUGGUUAUGAAAUAAUACUCAAGGAACCAGACACUUCUUGGAAAUGGGAUGCCAAAGAAUUAUUCAAGAGAAACCAACAUGGCGUAUCAUUAUCUCAAAUAAAGAACCUUAUGGAGCGCUAUGAACAUGAUUUGACUACUGAACAUAUUCUGAAGUCAACUUCUUCUGAUGCAAAGCCAAAAGAAGAGAUACAACAGAACAUACAACAGAAAACAGAUACCAAGUUUGGAUUAUGUGAAUCAAGUGUUCACGAAGAAAAACCUGGAAAAGUUUCAAAACAACAAGUGAAUUCAGGUCAAAAUGAAAUAAGGAAACAUAUUAAUGAACCUAAACAUAAACAUAAGGAAAGAACUGAAGAAAAGCAACCAAUGACCAAACAAGGCAUUCAGUUCAGUGACAGAAAGCACAACACCUCAAGAAACAAUACUGAAAAAAAAGUAAAUGACUUGUCAGCUCUACGUAGCCAUGGUAGUAGAUCACCAGUUGAAGAGUUUGAACAGUACAUGGCUGAUGAAAGAAAAAUCUCAGAAAACAGUGCAAAACAUGAAAGGAGAAAUAAUGGUGAAGAGAAAACUCCUUCUCCAAAACCACAGAGGGCGAAAAGAGAAAGAAAGACAGUGGAAAAAUACCCUCCAUUAAAAGAAUCACAGCCACUAAGUGAUGAUAGUAUUGAAAGAGUAGGUAUGAUUAUAGGAUCAAGUGCAGUAAAAAUGAUAUCAGAAGAAGGAAGUGAACAAAGUGAUUUAGGAGAGUUGUACAAUCAACAAGAUAGCAUGGAAAGAGCCAAUGACCACACUGAAGAUCAUAAAUCAAUGUUGUUUAGGGAAGAGAGAGAAAAAGGAGGCUGUUUUCCUAGUGAUAACAAGGAUGUCACUAAAGAGAUUUUGACUCAGCAAAAGAUUGAUUUCAAGCUAAAGGCUUUGCAGGAAAGCGAUAUGGACAGUGAAACAGAAAACAAAUACAGUCAACUUAGCACUCGCAGUAUUAAUGAUGAUGCUUAUGCCAGUGAUGAUGAAGAGAGUGACGAUGUCAUUGUUGAAAGUGAUGGUGAUGAUAAAGAUGAUAUUGAUAACAAUGAUGUCAUAAAGCAAAGAAAUGGCACUACCAUUAUCAAAAGUUCCUGUGAUGUUGAUAAUAAAAUCAUAAAUGAUGUUUCAAGAAAGGAUCCCAGCAAAACUGGUGAAGUGGCUUCAUUAACAAAAACUACCAAAAAGACAGAAAGAGAAGAAAUGUUCAGCCCAUCUGCCAACUCCUCAGAAGACAGUGAAUCAGAUAUGACAGGAUUUGAGUUUCUGAAUACCUGUUUUCCAGACAUUGAUGACCAGACUCUAGUUAAUGUACUGUCAUACCAUGGAGGUGAUGUUAACAAAGCUAUUGAAACUAUCCUAAACAAUAUGGAAAGUUAUAUGGAAGAAGCAAAUCCAAACUUAGAUCCAGCCAAUGGGAACAGCUCAAGCUCAGAAAAUAAUUUUAGAGAUGACAUUCAUUUGAAGCCACCUCAGUGUGCUUCUAGUUCUGUGACAUUGCCAAACAAGGCCAAUCAGGGAAGUUUUCAGAUGUCAAUAGAACCAGCAGUAGCCUUUCAUCUGUUUGAGAUCUUUGGCCCAAUAGAUGGGGUCAAUGUGAAAGGAGAAUUUUCUGCUGAUGAUUUGAGUAUAGAUGUAGACAUGGAGUUUUCCAAGCUUCUUUAUCACCAGUGGAAGAAAUCUAUUCAGAAAAAGAAAGGACUUUCCAGUGGCUCUAGUGCACAGCAAUUUAGAUCACCAAAAUCACAAAGAAAACAGAAACAAAGGACAAGAUUAAACAUCCAUGAUCCACCUCCUCCGCCACCAAAAAGUAAAUCAAAGCCAACAGAUCUAAGGGAAAUCAUGCAUGAACAAUUGGCUCUGGAACAGAGUAGGCAUGAGCUUGAGAAACGAGAAUCAGACAACAACUUGGCAGUGGUUCUUAAAAGACAGAAACUGUAUGCCAUGUUUCCUGGAGUUGAUCCUUCGGCAUUAGAAGAGAUUUUUGAAGCCAACAGAUAUGAACUAGAGCCAACAGUAAACAUGGUUCAGGUAUCUUGUAACAUUCAAGCAAAACCAACAAUGUUGAUUCAAGAUGAGACAAAAAAUGAUAAUGAAGAAGACUGGAGUCAAUUUGCUUUCUUUCCUGAAAAAGAAGAGAAGAGCUUUCAGACACUAGACCAUCCUGACUAUAUGGACUUUCGUGGUGAAGCCAAUAUGCAUUAUAAAUUAAGAGAUGAAUGUUUUAAGAAAGCAGCUUUAGCUUUUGCACAGAAACAGGGUGAACUUGCUCAAUUUUAUGCUUCACAGGGUCAUCUUCACACAGAGAAGAUCAAAGAAGCAAAUAACAGAGCAGCAGCCAAGAUUUUAGAGCAUAAGAAUGCAGAUAAUAAUCCGUUUGUUCUUGAUCUUCAUGGGCUUCAUGUACCUGAAGCAUUGCAGGCAUUGGGGGAAAGACUUAAUCCUCCAGAUAUGAUACACAGACCCAAAUUCAUCUCAGUGGUUACUGGGAGAGGCUUACACAGCAAACAAGGCAAAGCAAAGAUAAAACCUGCUGUAAUAGAUUAUUUGCAGAGGAACAACUACAGAUAUGAAGAAAUGCAUGCUGGUCAACUAAAAGUAUUCCUAAAAUGAGUCUACUCCAACAAUGUAAAUACUGACACACUGUUAAAUUUUUAUACUUAUUUUGAUUGAGCAAAUUUUGAAAAUUGACAAAUCACAA
Messenger RNA from Exaiptasia diaphana, 4234 nucleotides. RefSeq names its product NEDD4-binding protein 2. The record is from RefSeq and is a predicted model, not a curated record. Bases 79 to 4146 code for a protein of 1355 amino acids. The transcript is spliced from 18 exons. Lineage: Eukaryota; Metazoa; Cnidaria; Anthozoa; Actiniaria; Aiptasiidae. Gene Ontology annotation, molecular function: ubiquitin binding.